CUGGAAGCCAUUUGUGUGCAAGUUCAGCCAGGACAGAUGAAGGAAACUGAAAGGCCAAUGCCAGCAUUGGCACCAAUCCAGUCCAAAACGAUAACGCUGAGUCAGUCGGUUGGUAGAAAUUCUAGCAUACCGGGACUUGGCAUUAUUAAUCCCCAGAUAAUUAGGAUACAGCCCGUUACAGGAACUGAGCAGCAGCAGCAGCUCUUCCUGCAUAGUUCUUCCGAGUCUCCAAUUCAGCUGCUGAUGCAGAGGCCUUUCCCAUCGCAUGGAUCGGUGUCUGUGAACAAGAUUCCCCCGUCCAAGACGCUGAACGGACAGAAAGCUUCACGUGCCGCAGCGUCGGCUACGAGGUCUCCAAACGCUGCUGUGGUUGCAGCGGGUUCGGCGAAUCCUCUGGUGCCAUGCCUCGAAAAAACCCCAAAAGAUGACAAGUUAAAAAAAUCCUUGAAAGUGAAAACUCGAUCUGGACGGAUUUCACGCCCCCCCAAGUACAAAGCGAAAGAUUAUAAAUUCAUUAAAAUGGAGGAUUUGGCCGACGGUCAUCAGUCUGAUUCUGAUGACUACUCUGAGCUGAGUAUAGAAGACGACGAAGAGGGAAAGGUGAAGGGAAAGGAUGCGUUAUUCAGUUCUUCAAAUUAUAACCUGAAACCCAAAAUGUUUAAAUGUCAGACGUGUGAAAAAUCCUACAUAGGAAAAGGGGGGUUAGCAAGACAUUAUAAACUUAACCCGGGCCACGGACAGCUGGAGUCUCCACCUCAAAAAAUCCCUUCAAAUAAGCCUAAUGGAAGUAUAUUUGCGGACAAUGCCUGUGGAAUAAGAGAGGAAAUGAUGAGCCCAGCCCAUUUGGAUUCAGUUGCUGUCACUUUAAAUACUGAAAAUGCACUAGCUACCAGUCUGGAAGAAACUGUUGAUUUGAAGGCUGGAGAACAGACUUGUAAGUCUGCAGAAAGCAGACACUUGGCAGAACAACAGAGUGAAAGCAGCUCAGGACACCGCGGCCCCGCAGCACCAAAAGGACCGGGCAGACCCAGACGAUCCAAGAGACGCGGUCGGCCAAGGAUGGGUGGAAGACCCAGGUGUUCGGGAAGGCUUAGCAGACCUGGUCAGUCCCCUUCAAAGUCACUUAGUAGUGUGUCAGCAGAGCACAAUGUAUUCAGAAGAAAAGCUAGGUUAAAAGAGCUGAUCCAGCAGUGCAAUAACGAAGACUUGAUGGAGCUGGCUCUCCCACGUCUCACGAAGCUUGUUACAGUCUACGAGUUUCUGCUGAUGAAGGUUGAAAAAGGGUAUCCAGCCAAAGCUUACUUCCCAGAUGUGUACAGGGAAUUUGAAGGCUUGCACAGUAUGGUAAAGAAAAUGGCUUAUGACCACCUCAGUAAUUCUGACUUGCUGAGUUGCCAGCAGCCUGUUGAGAUAAAAGAUGCUAAG
Mesitornis unicolor (brown roatelo) is the source of this 1425-nucleotide messenger RNA. It is a transcript of the gene ZNF839, whose product is annotated as zinc finger protein 839. NCBI's taxonomy places the organism in Eukaryota, Metazoa, Chordata, Aves, Mesitornithiformes, Mesitornithidae. The record is from RefSeq and is a predicted model, not a curated record. The annotation marks the transcript as partial. The transcript has 4 exons.